AUGCCCCAGCCGGUCAUCCCGCCUGCAUCCACGGAUGCGACGGGGGCCGCUCCCACGGCGACACCCGCGCAGCUUUUUGCGCAGCUCCCGCCGCAUAUUCAGCAGCAGCUUUCGGGCAUGACCAAAGAGCGACUCCAACAAAUUGUGGCUCGUAUGCAGCAGCUCAAGGCAGCUGGGCAAACCGAGCAAUCAAGUCCCGAGUUUGCGGCACUCGCCCAAACGCUCAAAGCCUUUCAAUACUUACAGCAGCUGCGCAUGCAGCAACUAGCCGCUGUGCAAACACGAACGCAGCCUAGUCCUGGCGCGGCGACACCUACGCCACAGCCUGCCGCGCAGGAUACGACACCUACGCCUGAUACCAUGCCUCGGCCGGCCGCAGCCUCGACGAGCGCUGCACCGUCCACGGCUGCUACACCGGCUGCUACGACGCUCGCUGCGUCCGCGCAAGAGUCAUCGGCCCUGACACCCGACCAGUUGACAGCGUUGCGUUCUCAGGUAUCGGCGUACAAGCAAUUGGCCCGCAACCAGCCCAUGGCCGCACAGAUGCCGACGCACGUCACCGAUUUGGCUACGUCGAACCCGGCUGCUGCUUCCUCUGUGGCCCAAAAAGUGGUCGACGCGGCUGCGGAUGCACAUGCGGCACAUGUAGCGGCGCAUGGCCCCGACGCGCUAGCGUCGGCCCAGCCCUCGUCGACGUGGAGCGAGACGGACUUGGCCCGUCUUCCUACCGACGAUCCCUCGAGCAAAGUGUACCCCUACAAUGCGUACGUGCACCCCUUUACGUUGCUAGGCAAGCCUAGUCUGCCGGGGGGCGACGACUUGGCGACGCUGCACCAGCGCUUGUUGCUUCCUAGUCUGUCGCCGGCCGGUGUGGAUGCCCGUCUGCUCCUGGAAGAGCGAGAACGGUUUAUCCAGACACGGAUCCAGCAACGCAUCCGCGAGCUAGAGUCGUUCCCGGCCAUCAUGGCGCAGGUGCCUACGUCGUCCGACGCUGCGGCAUCGGACGCGCCCCUGGACGAGCAAAUUGCGCAAGGGCUGGGUGCCUCGCGCACGUCGAAUGCCAAGGUGAAAGCACUGAUUGAGCUCAAGUCGCUCCAUCUGCUCGAGCGCCAAAAACAAAUGCGUGAGAAAAUUCUGGCGAGUAUGCAUUUGGCGACAUCGUUGGGUCUGGACCGCUCUGCCUUCCGACGUGUGCGCAAGCAGGCUUUGCGUGAUGCGCGUGUGACAGAGCAGCUUGAGCGCAAGCAGCGUGCCGAGCGUGAGCGCAAAGUCAAGCAGCGUCACACGGACUACUUGUCUAUGAUCUGCACGCACGGCAAAGAUCUGCUGGCUGCGCACAGCAAGGCAUCGGACCAAGCGAAGAAAAUUGGUCGUAUGGUCCUCAAGCUUCAUACGGAUACCGAGCGCGAAGAGCAGAAGCGUAUUGAGCGUGUGGCGAAGGAGCGUCUGAAUGCGCUGAAGGCUGACGAUGAAGAGGCGUACCUCAAGCUCAUUGAUACGGCGAAGGACACGCGUAUUACGCACCUGCUGCAGCAGACCGAUGCGUACCUUGACAGCUUAGCACAGGCCGUGCGUGCGCAGCAAGCGGACGAUGCGCAUGCGGACUGGCAUGCGGCCGACUUGCCGGAAGGCGGUGCGGUGGACGAGACGACGUUUGGUGCGUCACGGCAAGAGGAUGGGGACGAUGCGGGUCGCUCUGACUACUACUCUGUGGCGCAUCGGAUCCAGGAGAAGAUUACCGAGCAGCCUUCGAUUCUUGUGGGCGGUAAGUUGAAGGAGUACCAAAUGAAGGGCCUGCAGUGGAUGGUGUCGCUGUACAACAACCGCCUGAACGGUAUCCUCGCCGACGAGAUGGGUCUCGGUAAGACGAUCCAAACGAUUUCGCUGAUCACGUUCCUCAUCGAGAACAAGAAGCAGAACGGACCGUACUUGGUGAUUGUACCGCUCUCGACGCUGACCAACUGGGUCAACGAGUUCAACAAGUGGGCGCCGUCCGUGUCGACGUUGGUAUACAAAGGCACACCUACCGUGCGCAAGCAGCUUGCACAGCAGCUUAAGAUGGGCACUUUCCAGGUACUGCUGACGACGUACGAGUACAUUAUCAAGGAAAAGAACUUGCUGGGCAAGAUCAAGUGGACACACAUGAUCAUUGACGAGGGUCAUCGUAUGAAGAAUACACAGAGCAAGCUUACUAUCACACUCACGCAGUCGUACACCAGUCGCUACCGACUGCUGUUGACAGGUACGCCCCUGCAAAACAACCUGCCAGAACUUUGGGCGCUGCUGAACUUCGUGCUGCCCAAGAUCUUCAACUCGAUCAAGAGCUUUGAUGAGUGGUUCAACACGCCCUUUGUCAACACGGGCACGGGCGACAACAGUAUGCAGCUCAACGAAGAAGAGGCCCUGCUGAUUAUCAAGCGUCUACACAAGGUUCUUCGUCCCUUCCUCUUGCGUCGUCUCAAGAAAGAUGUCGAAGCGGAGCUGCCCGACAAGGUCGAGAAGGUCAUCAAGUGCCGUAUGAGUGCGCUCCAGGCGAAGCUGUACCAGCAGAUGAAGCGCCACAAGGUCAUUCUGGGCGGCGACGCAGGCGCCAAGGGCUCGAAGCCUAUGGGCAUUCGGGGCCUGCAAAAUGCCAUUAUGCAGCUGCGAAAGAUUUGCAACCAUCCGUAUGCCUUCGAGCAGGUGGAGGCCACUAUCAAUCCUACCAAGGAAAAUGGUCCCGACUUGUACCGAGUAGCCGGCAAGUUUGAGUUGCUUGAUCGUAUCCUGCCGAAACUCUUCGCGACAGGCCAUCGCGUGCUGAUCUUCUUCCAGAUGACAGCGAUUAUGGAUAUCAUGGAAGACUUUUUACGUUUCCGUGGCAUCAAGUACUUGCGUUUGGACGGCUCAACAAAGCCCGACGACCGUUCUCUCCUUCUCAAGCAGUUCAACGAGCCCGGGUCGGAGUACGAUGUGUUCAUUCUCUCGACACGUGCAGGUGGUCUGGGUCUGAAUUUGCAGUCUGCAGACACGGUCAUUAUUUACGACUCUGACUGGAACCCGCAUCAAGACUUGCAGGCACAGGACCGUGCUCACCGUAUCGGCCAAAAGGUCGAGGUGCGUAUUUUGCGACUCGUCACAGAAAAGUCUGUGGAAGAGACGAUCUUGGCCCGUGCGCAGUCGAAAUUGGAGAUCAACGGUAAGGUGAUCCAGGCCGGUAAGUUCGACAACCAGGCCACAGCGGAUGAACGUGAACUGCUUCUUCGUGCUAUGCUUGAGGCCGACAAUGAAGAAGAAGACGAGAUGGAACGUGGUGAACUCAAUGACGACGAGCUGAACGAGCUCUUGGCUCGUAGCGAAGAAGAAGUGGCCAAGUUCCAGGAAGUCGACCGUGAACGUCGUGCUGACGAAGAGCUGGAAUGGCAAGCCAGUGGUCAUACAGGUCCCCUGCCAGAGCGUCUGAUCCAGGAAAGUGAGCUACCUGAGAUUUAUCAGCGUGACUUUGAUACCGAGGCGAUUGAUGGCACAGCGAGUGAGCAACCGACCUCGCGUCGUCGUCAAGUCGUGCAUUACGAUGAUGGACUGACGGAGGACCAGUUCUUGCGUGCGUUGGAAGGCGAGGAGGACCUGAAUCAAGUUGUGGAGCGUAAGCGUGAACGGGCUGAGAGGCGUCGUCUCAAGCAGCUUGCACAGGCUGAGGCCGAGUCGGCAGAUACGUCGAUGGACACAGCAGAGCGCAAGCGCAAGCUGACCGACGACGACGUGGACAGCGAGGCAGAUACGUCUAUGACGCUGAGCACAUCUGAUUCCACGUCAAAGCGUCGGAAGGUGGACGAGAUGGCUGAGACGAUCAAGGCAGCGCUGUUGCAGUGCUAUGAAGCGGUAGAGGCGUGUGAAGAGCCAGAGACGGGUCGUCUGCGUUGUGGGCUAUUUAUGGACAUUCCGAAGCGCAGCGAGUAUCCUGACUACCAUGUUCUGAUCGCGCAUCCCAUCGCAUUGAAACAGAUCAAACGCCGUAUUGAUACGCGCGCGUACAAGUCGCUCGAUGCGUGCAAGGCGGACUUUGAUCUUAUGUUCAGCAACGCGCGUACCUACAACCAGGAAGGUUCGCUUGUAUGGCUCGAUGCGGAAGCACUAGAACAGACGUUUAACGAGACGCUGGCCAAGGUGCGGCCGCAGGUGGAGCAGCAAGCGGACUCCUCGGAGGGUGUCAAGGCGGAGUCAGACACGAUGGACCCUGAAGGCACGCCGGACCCCACACCCCGACCCAAGGUCGGUAUGAAGAUUAAGCUCUCUAUGGCUGGACGCCGUUCCAAAUAA
This is a messenger RNA of Malassezia pachydermatis, 4299 nucleotides long. Its product is annotated as snf2-family atp dependent chromatin remodeling factor snf21. Bases 1 to 4299 code for a protein of 1432 amino acids. Gene Ontology annotation, biological process: positive regulation of transcription by RNA polymerase II. The record is from RefSeq and is a predicted model, not a curated record. Lineage: Eukaryota; Fungi; Basidiomycota; Malasseziomycetes; Malasseziales; Malasseziaceae. Gene Ontology annotation, molecular function: DNA binding; ATP-dependent chromatin remodeler activity; histone binding. The transcript has 2 exons. Gene Ontology annotation, cellular component: nucleus.